This is a messenger RNA of Myotis brandtii (Brandt's bat), 1575 nucleotides long. RefSeq names its product selenophosphate synthetase 1 (gene SEPHS1). Gene Ontology annotation, cellular component: cytoplasm. Lineage: Eukaryota; Metazoa; Chordata; Mammalia; Chiroptera; Vespertilionidae. The record is from RefSeq and is a predicted model, not a curated record. Gene Ontology annotation, biological process: L-selenocysteine biosynthetic process. Gene Ontology annotation, molecular function: selenide, water dikinase activity; ATP binding.
CGCGCCGCACAAAGAGCCCAGGCCGGGUUAGACUUUCAAAGCAACAGCCUGAGAGUCCAGGUGUCCCGGGGUUCCGUGCCCCGUGCUCCGGCGGCUUCCAUGUGUGUUUCACGGCGAGCGCCUGGUCGGUGCGCCCACGUCGCCGCGUCCCCUCCAUUGUUGGUGUCCUGGGCUUAGGGGCUCGGAGGUGUAUCUGUGAAGAAACCAGUGGACUAAGAGAGGGAAGAGAGGAGCCCAGCUGUGAGGUGUGUACACCCAAGAACCAUGUCUACACGGGAGUCUUUUAACCCGGAAAGUUAUGAAUUGGAUAAGAGCUUCCGAUUAACAAGAUUUACUGAACUGAAGGGCACUGGCUGCAAAGUGCCCCAAGAUGUCCUGCAGAAAUUGCUGGAAUCCUUACAAGAAAACCACUUCCAAGAAGAUGAGCAGUUUCUGGGAGCAGUUAUGCCAAGGCUUGGAAACACAUUGCUGUAUUGGCAGCAUGCAGUGUUCCGCAUUGGGAUGGAUACUUGUGUCAUUCCUUUGAGGCAUGGUGGUCUUUCCUUGGUGCAAACCACAGAUUACAUUUAUCCUAUCGUCGAUGACCCUUACAUGAUGGGCAGGAUAGCAUGUGCCAAUGUACUCAGUGACCUUGUCACAGAAUGUGACAAUAUGCUGAUGCUCCUUGGAAUCAGUAAUAAAAUGACCGAUAGGGAAAGGGAUAAAGUGAUGCCCCUAAUUAUACAGGGUUUUAAAGAUGCAGCAGAGGAGGCAGGAACGUCUGACGGGGGACAAACAGUGUUAAACCCCUGGAUUGUUUUGGGAGGAGUGGCUACCACUGUCUGCCAGCCCAAUGAAUUCAUCAUGCCAGAUAACGCAGUGCCUGGGGAUGUGCUGGUUCUGACCAAGCCCCUGGGGACGCAAGGGGGGCGGGGGCUGGAGAGAAGUUUUCAGGAUUGUGGUAGUUUCCUUGUGGGAUUUGGAGAAAAGGGUUUUCAUUGCAUUCAGAUCACGUAUCUCUUUAAUCUAAGAUGUAUCUGCUCCUGGAGUAAGUGCCACUUUUUAUCCAUACAGGAAGCCCUUGAACAUGUUUUAACAUGUUUCAGGUCUAGCUCUUCUAAAUGUCACCAGCUUGUCUUCCCUGAAAAGUGGAAUAAAAUUAAACUAGUGGUCACUCAAGAAGAUGUGGAGUUGGCAUACCAGGAGGCGAUGAUGAAUAUGGCAAGGCUCAACAGAACAGCUGCUGGACUCAUGCACACGUUCAAUGCCCACGCUGCCACUGACAUCACUGGCUUUGGAAUUCUGGGCCACGCACAGAACCUGGCUAAGCAGCAGAGGAACGAGGUGUCCUUUGUGAUUCACAACCUCCCUGUCCUGGCCAAGAUGGCUGCUGUGAGCAAGGCCUGCGGAAACAUGUUUGGCCUCAUGCAUGGGACCUGCCCGGAGACAUCAGGAGGCCUUCUAAUCUGUUUACCACGUGAGCAAGCAGCUCGGUUCUGUGCAGAGAUAAAGUCUCCCAAAUAUGGUGAAGGUCACCAAGCAUGGAUUAUUGGGAUCGUAGAGAAGGGCAACCGUACAGCCAGAAUCAUAGACAAA